AUGGAAGAGUGUGACAAUGUCUUGGACAUACUAAAAAAGUAUGAGGAAGCCUCAGGACAAAAAAUGAAUAGAAGUAAAACCUUCUUGUUCUUUAGUAAGUCUAUACAGGAGGAGGUGAAGCACAGUAUCAAGAUGGCCUUAGGUGUUCCAGAAAUCUUGCACCAUGAAGAAUACCUUGGGCUGCCCUCCUUAGUUGGCAAAGGAAAAAAAGAAAGUUUUAACUACAUAAAGGAGAAGGUAUGGCGGAAACUUCAAGGGUGGGAAGCAAAAUUACUUUCUCAAGCUGGAAUGGAAGUGCUCUUAAAGGCAAUCAUACAAGCCACCCUAACUUACACUAUGGGAUGUUUCAAAUUGCCAUUGGAUGAUCGUAGGAAAAUCCAUUGGGUUAAAUUGGAGGAAAUGACAAAAUCUAAGACUAUUGGAGGUGUUGGAGUUGUAAUAAGGGACAACAAUGGAGCUGUUUUACCAUCUUGUUCAGAAAAAAUUAUUCAAGCUUAUAAGGCAGAAGAGAUAGAAGCCUUGGCUGCACUAAAAGCCUUGAUGUUCGCACAUGAGCUGAGUUUCCAAAAUGUUAUACUUGAAGGUGAUGCUCUUGGUUUGAUUCAAGCUUUGAAGUAA
Quercus robur (English oak) is the source of this 618-nucleotide messenger RNA. RefSeq lists its product as uncharacterized. The transcript has 2 exons. Gene Ontology annotation, molecular function: RNA-DNA hybrid ribonuclease activity; nucleic acid binding. NCBI's taxonomy places the organism in Eukaryota, Viridiplantae, Streptophyta, Magnoliopsida, Fagales, Fagaceae. Bases 1 to 618 code for a protein of 205 amino acids. The record is from RefSeq and is a predicted model, not a curated record.